Messenger RNA from Sphenostylis stenocarpa, 201 nucleotides. The record is from the annotation of a GenBank genome assembly. Lineage: Eukaryota; Viridiplantae; Streptophyta; Magnoliopsida; Fabales; Fabaceae.
AUGGAGGUGCUUCUUGGUAGUAGCUGGGUGCGCCCAACGGAUUGGACCAAACAAAAAAGGGGGUUGGUUGCUUGCGGAGGCCUGACCAAUAUAAUAAGUAGGGAGGAGGUAUUGUUCCUCUUCCUCCCACCCAUUACCUUUGCUCUCACUCUAAUAAAAUCCUGGGGUUAUAAGAUUGACUUGGUGGCAAGAGAAUGGUAG